Messenger RNA from Iphiclides podalirius (scarce swallowtail), 1665 nucleotides. The record is from the annotation of a GenBank genome assembly. Lineage: Eukaryota; Metazoa; Arthropoda; Insecta; Lepidoptera; Papilionidae.
AUGGAAUAUGAUUAUAUUAUAGUUGGCGCUGGAACUGCUGGAUCGCUCAUUGCCCAUAGACUGGCCACUGAAAGUAACUUUACUUUUGUGGUGUUAGAAGCGGGCGGGGGCAGCCAUCCACUUCUUGAAAUACCCAUUGUUGGCCCUCUUUUGCAUGGUACCGUGUAUGAUUGGCAAUACGAGACCACGCCGCAGGAGAACGCUUGUUAUGCUAUGGUCGAUAGAAAAUGCAGACUUACACAGGGUAAAAUCGUGGGCGGCUCGUCGAAACUGAACAACAUGAUCCACGUAAGGGGAAACGUUUCGCAUUACGCCGAUUGGUUCCACGGGAAGUACACACGUGAAUAUUUUCAGCGACAACUGGAUUACGUAGAGGAUAACAUUUUCAAUUUAGACCAUGUACAAUACCAAAGCGAGUUGACUGACGCUGUGUUAGACGCCGCCAAAGAGUUAGGUUACGAAAGUCUCGAUGGGGUGUCUGAGAAAGGGUUCCGGCGGAGUAGAGUGACCCAGAAAGACGGGAAGAGAUGGACGACGUCCGACAACCUCGACGUGAACAGGCAUGUGAUCAGCGAUUCACUUGUCGAGAAAGUGCUGAUUAUCGAUCGCAGGGCUUACGGUGUUAGUGCACUUAUAUCGGGUGAGCGGCGUGAGAUAUUUGCCCGGAAAAGUGUGAUACUGACUGCCGGGGCUCUGAACACUCCCAAAAUACUCCAGCUAUCCGGUGUGGGGCCCGCGGAAUUGCUGAACUCGCUGCAAAUUCCUAUGGUUCAAAACCUGCCUGUGGGGCUCAACUUGCAAGACCACGUCGGCACCGGGCUGGAUCUGAUCUUGCUAAACAAGACACUGUCGAUGAACGUAGCAAAUAUGCUCAACCCGUUCAACCUACUCUACUAUUUACAAGGCAAAGGGCCGUGGACGAACCCGGGCUGUGAAGUUUUGGGAUUUCUGUCCACUAAGAAUUCGACCACGCCCGACGUGGAGGUGAUGGUACUGCCCGUAGGCAUUUCAUCAGACAGGGGCACGUUUCUGAGGAAACGCUUGGGUAUUCGUGACGAGGUGUGGAAUGGAUACUUCACGAAGACAUUUGAAAAGCACACGUCGACGUUCUUCACAGUUGUUUUGCACCCAAAGAGCACUGGUACAGUGUUAAUUCGCAGCACAGAUCCGAAAAUACCGCCGCUAAUUGAUCCUAAAUACUUAAGAGAGAAAGAGGAUGUAGACACUUUGACAGCUGGAUUGAGAUUAGCUAUGAGAUUCCUAGAGACUGGCUCUUUAAAGUCUAUUAAGGCUCAUCUAAAUGUUGCCCCGUUCCCUGGUUGUUCUCAUCACGAGUUCUUCUCCGACAGCUAUUUGGAAUGCUACGUCAGACACUUGACGUUAACCAGUUACCAUCCGGUCGGCACGUGUUCAAUGGGGUUGCCAGAGUCGCGAAAAUCGGUCGUCGAUACUUCGUUCCGUGUGUUAAACGUUCAAAAUUUGUACGUGGCUGACGGAUCGGUGAUGCCGACGUUACCUAGUGGCAACAUUAAUGCGGCGAUUGCAAUGAUGGCCAAUAUAUUCUAUGAAACAAAUAUAAAAAAUGCAUCCCUUAAAAUAGACAAGGCUCACUGCAACAGAUACGAUCAAAUGUAUCAAUAUUUAUUUAAAAUAUGUUCAAAAGGU